GACGAGCUCCUAAAGUUCAAGAUCAAGUCUAUCAUUGACCCUGACGCACACAUCUAAUUUACAAUGGUCUAGUGAAAGUUGCAUCAAAAAUUACCUAAUAUUCAUUCCCAAAUCUUGCAAUAAUAAACAACCCAAAUUUAAUCGAAAUUCGAAAGUCUCUACUGAUAGUAGCUAAAAAGUGACAGUUUGCAGUGAUAUAAUUCUCGGAUUUUGUCCAACUUUCAAAAAAAGAUUAUCACAAAAUAGCUAAUUACGAUGCACAAGUGGUGUGAGUCGAAAUUCGUUGGGCAAUACCAUCGAUUUCCAAUUACAUCCGUCUCGUCAUUACUUUCUUACUUGGAGGCAUGUGAAUAAUAAUGGAAAAGGUCGUCAAGGCUGGAAAAUCGAGCAAACCUCCCAAAAAUCCCAACCAACUUGUUAUAUCACGGCUUCUGCCAAUCAGUGAGAGUAAAUGCACACAUGCCUUCGGUCCUCAGCGUACGAUUUGUGACAGAAAAGGAAAACUCUACCACUACGUGUACAGUUUAUUCAAUUCACUUUCAAGUGCCGGUGGAUUCCUGUAAUAACUAUUCGAGCAUUCUGAUGAAAGAAUGCCAGUAGGUAAGGUGUACGACGUAGUGGUGGCUAGUUGACGAGCAAUCAGUGACGAGUGAUAACAUGGUGUAGAGAUAGGAUUUUGAAGCAAUUUUGCUAUGCAGAAUAGAUUAUUAAUUAGAAGUCUGCUGUUGUUUUUAAUAACAACCUGUUUUGCCCUGGCGCUCCAGUCGUCAGCCCCCAACAAAAACAAUGUCCCGAACCAAGAAAUUGCGCGCGAUAAACGCCUCAUUUUUAAGAAGAAAAGCAGUCCGGGAUUUUUUCGAACCCUAUUUUCGGUAGUAUAUGAGCAAUGGGCAGACACGAAAAAUACAAUAAGUAACGUAAGCAGACUAAUUAAUGAUAAUUUCGCCCCGGAAAAUGCUCCGUUGAAAGUUUCGACCACUACGGUGAGUAGUGAUCCGAAUGCUACGACAACGGAAGCUCCCUUUAAGAUAACCCGGAGUGAGUUUAACCGGAUCCUCCGGAGGAAUUUGCGGGGUUUGGUCCGCCUGUUCAAUAUCGAAUUACAAGACGCUUUGAAGGUUUCCGAAAAAAAUUGGGCCGAGUAUCAGAAAAAUGCGUCGUUAGAAAUUUCGAAAUUUUUGUAAAUGGGAAGGAAAUGUUGCCAGAUUGUCUGUGAUAAAAUGUAGAAUUAUGUGGAUUGCUCAAUUUAAGUUAUGGUCGUUAGCUUAGUUUACAAAAUCAUGACUAUUUAUUGCUUGAGUUUUAGCGACUGCACUAUUUUGUAAUUUUAAUUUAUUUAAUUUGUAAAUAAAUAUAACUAAAGCGA
Molecule: messenger RNA, 1366 nt
Organism: Tribolium castaneum (red flour beetle)
Lineage: Eukaryota; Metazoa; Arthropoda; Insecta; Coleoptera; Tenebrionidae
Exons: 6
Coding region: 693-1184 (163 amino acids)
Source: RefSeq, a predicted model, not a curated record